This is a messenger RNA of Amoebophrya sp. A120, 1470 nucleotides long. NCBI's taxonomy places the organism in Eukaryota, Dinophyceae, Syndiniales, Amoebophryaceae. The record is from the annotation of a GenBank genome assembly.
GAAUUAGACACGCACUCGAGCACAGCUCGGAAUCACGUUCGCCUGCCUAGAUCUAUAGGCUGCAGCGGCCGUUUCUUUCUGGUGGCGGGGCGCUUCACGGCCGGCUUUGCGCGUGCUGGGUUGCGGUGUGGCGCCUUGCCGGCGGCGGGAGCUGCAGUGCGGUUCCUCGCGCCGCCGCCGCGAUGCCGAUGCGAAGAUGGCGCUUCGCCCCAUGAUGCUCGUGGAGGUGUUCGAAGAGGUCCAGGAGGAGUUCGAGGGCAUCCAUCUGGCCAGCGGUCUCUAAGAAGCUAUGCCUAGUAAACUAUCGCACCAGUUAGAAAUAACACAGAUUGCCUUUUAAAUUGUAAAAGUGAAGAUGCGCUUUGUAAUGCUGACUCAACAGUACUAGAUGCAGCACUAUCCUGAUGCUCUGCGAUGACUACGGGCGCGAUGCUUUUCCUGAGGACAGAAGCAGCUGCUGGAUGAGUACAACGCGCUGCUGGCUAUCACGCAAGAAAAUGUUGCCACCUCAGCACCUAUCUUAGGCUAUGCAAAGGAUUUGUCAUGAUUCGCAGUUAGUUUAGAUUGAAGUUAGCGCCGGCACCAGCGCCCUUCAACGUCGUCCUGCGUGUGUUUGUGAUGUUUUUGGAAUUUGUUGAGAUUAACAAAUGUGAAGGUGGCAGUUAUUUUCCGCAUGAUACUUGUCGAAGCCUUUGAGGAGAUUAAGGCGGAGUUUCAGGGGAUCUAUCUGACCAGAAAAACUUCUGGCGAUCGCCACGAAUUUGAAAGCUUCAGCAACAGGUAUACAAAAGAGAUCUGCGAAGCAAAAGAAGCAGGAGAGCGCGCACUCUUCAUGCGCGACUUUGCUUUUAGUGUCAUGCACAAUCGCGGAAUCAUCGGACGAGUUUGAGUUUGCAUAAUGCUCCUGCAAGAAACAGUUGUAAUCAAGGUGGCUUCAUCAUCCCACAAAUAGUACGAUCCAACCAGGGAGUUUUCUUCGCAUAAGGGCGGCACGCAAAUCCAGGAAAUUUACGUCACUGAAGGUAGUUCCCUCCGCAAUCAAACACGGACUCUCAACUUUGUCAUGCAGUUUGAUCAUCCUAGGACAAUGACAAGAUGAGUCUUGAACGAAGACUUGUGGAUUCGUGGAGUAGUUUCAUUUCAACACCCGUUGUCAGUCGUUGACGCAACAACGUUUUCUACAAUAUCUCCUCGCAUGCAUCAGGUAUUCUCAUAGGCAACCAAGACGGACCCACUGGGGUUUUGCUUAAGUUUUUUUUUCCUAAGUCGUUUUGUCAGGGUUUGAUUGCGGCCUGGGAACUGCUUUUAAUCGGAUGAGCCGCAGGCGGAAAUGCACGCGGUCAAAACGGCGACGGCGAAGAGCUCGGAUGCAGGAAAGAGAAUGUUGCUUCGGGCGGAGUUUCGGGGCAUCUAUCUGACCGGGGGCGGGAUAUAAUCCCGGCAGGGACCGGCACGCCUGCGCGCCCAUGG